AUGGAGGGUCCCGAGGGGGGUCGGGGGGCCCCUGGCCGCGAGUUGCGGCCGCAGCAGCAGCAGCAGCAGCAGCCGCAGCAGCAGCAGCAGCAGCAGCAGCAGCAGCGGCAGCAGCGGCAAGACGGGGGCGCUUUGGUGGCGCUGCUGGUGCUGGGGGUUUUGCUGGCGGUGCCUUCGCUGCUGUCUGCGCUGAGCAGCCCGAGCAGCGCGCCCAGCAGCAGCAGCAGCAGCAGCAGCAGCAGCAGCAGCAGCAGCAGCAGCAGCAGGUGGGGCUGGCUGCUGGAGGCGCAGAACCCGCUGCCGCAGGCCAUCACCCCACACCAAGUCACUGUGCAGUACUGCCCCUCCUGA
Molecule: messenger RNA, 351 nt
Organism: Eimeria necatrix
Lineage: Eukaryota; Apicomplexa; Conoidasida; Eucoccidiorida; Eimeriidae
Exons: 1
Coding region: 1-351 (116 amino acids)
Source: RefSeq, a predicted model, not a curated record